GGGUCAUCAAGAUGGCUGCUACCUCCCAGUUUGCCAGUCGAUACAAAAAGGAUCUGAGUACAGAAACCCUGAGAGCAAAAGUUGCACGCAGAAAAUCAAUGCUUCAAAAGGAGAACAGGCACAAGUUGUUUGAAAAAGGCAGACAGUUUGGAUUGGCAGAUGUCAAUGUUCAGCUCUCAAAACAGAGGGGAAUUUCUCAACUAAAUGAGACAAGUGAAAUGUGCUCUCAAGAGAACAGCAGUGUAAAACAGAAACAAUUUACAGAUGCAGCCACCAAGAAGAUUAAUGAACGCAAGGAAAUGCUCCAGCGCUAUAAAGAAGAAAAGGAACUUCGAAAACUGAGGGAGCAGAGAGAGAAAGCAAAAAAGGGUGUGUUUAAAGUUGGGUUGUAUAGACCAACUGCGCCUGGAUUUCUUUCACUUGUACCUGAAGAUCCAGUGAUAGUAAAGCCAAGAGAGAAGGCAGCUCCUGCUUUCUCCGGGAGGAUUACUCGAUCAAAGGCCAAGAACCAAGAAGAAAAAACUGUGAUACCAACUGCAUCUAAGCACUCUAUGGUCUGUGCCAGUGGGCAUAACGUGCGCCCUACCCAAGCAGGACGUAAACAGAUGAGUACAGACAAAGCCGCUGAAAAAGAGAAAGUGUUGCAGACUGCAGUCCAGACAGCCUCAAACGUAAGAAUCACCAGAGCAGCCUCCUCUGCAGCUAGGCAGAUGCUGAAAACAACAGCUACUGCUGCUACUACUGGUAACCAGUCACAGAGAAAGACAGCAAAUGUAGGAAAGCAGAAGAAAGCAGUCAAGCCUGACAUCAUGGAGGUAAUUCCUUUUAAACACGAAGUGGAUAAAAAUGCUCAGCUGGAUCCAGCGAUGAAAGGUUCUGCAGCUGAUUCUGAAAAUUCAGUGUCAAUACAACUUCAACAGGAACAAACCUCAGCGGAAAACAAAAACAAUUCUGCUCCAGGGAGACCCAGAACACGCUCUUUUGCACCUCAAAACUUUGUAUUUCAGCCAUUAAGUGGAUUAGCAACCUACAAAGUUACACCCAUGACUCCUUCUAAGGCAAAUGCAUUUUUGACACUUGAUGCCUUCUGGGAUUUUUCAAAGUCUCCAGUUAAUAUAAUUGAAAAAUCCAGUGAAACUAAGGCACAAGAGCCUGGCUUAAAAAGUCAAAUUUCACCUGCUGGUAAAGGCAUUCAAGAAGAGCAAACCACUACAAGUUUGAAAGGAGAAAAAGCACAUGAGUCAGAUGAGAAGACUUCCAUUCAGAGACCAAAUGAAACGAGUACUGUCUUUACAGAUACAACAGCACUUGAAACAAAGUCAGAUGAUAUAAGAGAGCAAGAGCAUGAUGUGCCCUAUUUCAGAAAUAUUGUUCGGUCUGAGACAGAGAGGCUGAUGUCUCAGGUCCUCCAGUGGAAUGGAAAAUUUGAGCUGGACAUUCCAGAGGAUGCUAAAGAUCUUAUUCGCACCACAAUUGGUCAGACAAGACUGCUCAUAGCAGAAAGGUUUAAACAAUUUGAAGGACUGGUGGAUAAUUGUGAAUUUAAACGAGGUGAAAAAGAAACAACGUGUACGGACUUAGAAGGAUUUUGGGAUAUGGUUAAUUUUCAGAUCAAAGAUGUGAAUAAAAAAUUUGAUAAUCUGAAGAAGCUUCAAGAUAAUGAGUGGCAACCAUUUGAUGUCCCAAGCAAAGCAACUGUCAAGAAAAAGACUGUUCCAAAUGGAGUGUGUAAACCAAAGCUGGGAGCAGCUGGAAGAACUGCUGCCCGAAACCGACUUGCUGCUGUAAAAGCAGCUAUGAGGGAUAAAAUGAAGCCUGACGGAGCCGCCGAUUGUACACAUCAGGAGAAGCUACCAGAAGUAGAGAAAGUGGUUUUUGAAGCAGGAUUUUUCAGAAUUGAAAGCCCUGUGAAAACCUUUCCAGACUUGCUUUCAAAGACACCUCGCAGAUCUUCGCAGCGGACUUCUGGAAAACUGGCAACUCCAAGAUCAUCCAGUAGAGCUUUGCUUCAGAGCAUUCCUUCUGCUCUUCAUAACCCUGAAGAUACAACUGCAAAACAAACACCGGUGCUCAAAGGCUUCCACCCAGCACAAAAUUUGAAAAUGCACCAGUUUCCCACUGGAAAAACUCCCCCACUGGAAAAACUCCCUGGUGGUUUUCUUGAACAGAGCAUUUCUGUAGUUGCAGAAGAACACUGUCCUGUUGCUGGCACAGCAGAGGGAACUAAGGUGCUGGAAAAUUCAAGCAGUGAAUUAAAAGUAAUGGAUGGCAUGGAAGAGAUGGAACUAUCUGCUGCAGAACAACAAGCACAAGAUAUUGUCAUGUGCAGUCCAGAGAAGGAUAGUGGCACAGCAAGUAACUUUGCCCAGUCUGUAGAACCAAAAAUACAUCAAACAGAUGUUUCAUGUAGCGAUUUGACAACCAUUGACAGAAAUCCUUUUGAUAUGCCAACGCUGGAUGCUGAGCUUCCCUUCACUCCAGUCAGGAACAAAGCCCAGAAGUUUGCAGCAGCUGCAGCACUCGGUGAUCUUAUUGUAUUUUCUCCUCUUUCUCCCUCUGGGGAAAAAUGA
This is a messenger RNA of Cariama cristata (Red-legged seriema), 2570 nucleotides long. It is a transcript of the gene DLGAP5, whose product is annotated as discs, large (Drosophila) homolog-associated protein 5. Gene Ontology annotation, molecular function: microtubule binding. Bases 12 to 2570 code for a protein of 852 amino acids. The transcript has 18 exons. NCBI's taxonomy places the organism in Eukaryota, Metazoa, Chordata, Aves, Cariamiformes, Cariamidae. Gene Ontology annotation, biological process: kinetochore assembly; mitotic spindle organization; signaling. The record is from RefSeq and is a predicted model, not a curated record. Gene Ontology annotation, cellular component: spindle pole centrosome; cytoplasm; nucleus.